AUGCUGGCUUUCUUAGUUGGACUUUUAUACCUAGUGAGUGGACGCACGGUGCGCGCUCAGGAUGCGACAGGUAGCCGCUUCUUCUGCUCCGCCAUCCCAGCGGGGUCCGACCCCAGCUGCUCGUUCGACCCCAAUGGUAACCGGGUGCAGAGCACCAGCCCCGUAGAGGACGAGCUACGGAACACCAUCCUCCAACUCCGGGAGACCAUCCUCCAGCAGAAGGAGACUAUCGUGAGCCAGCAGGGCACUAUCAAGGAGCUGAACUCCAAACUGGCCCGCUGCGAGGCGGCCGCGGAGGACACUGCGGGCAGGUCCAGGGGCCAGAGCUCCAGGCGGAAGGACUACAGUAAGAACACCAUGGGAGACCUUCCCAGGGACCCCACGGAAACUAUAGACCAGCUGGGAAAGACCAUGCAAGGGCUCAAGGGUCGGCUGGAGAAUCUGGAGGUGAGAUAAGGAUGCUAUAGUGGCUACAGUAAAUUAUAAACAUUUUAGUCAUUUAGCAGACGCUCUUAUCCAGAGCGACUUACAGUUAGUGCAUACAUUAAUUAUUAUAAUUUUUCAUACCCCCCGUGGGAAUUGAACCCACAACCCUGGCGUUACAAACGCCAUGCUCUACGAACUGAGCUACAUCCCCUGCCGGCCAUUCCCUCCCCUACCCUAGACGACGCUGGGCCAAUUGUGCGCCGCCCCAUGGGUCUCCCGGGCGCGGCCGGCUACGACAGAGCCUGGAUUCGAACCAGGAUCUCUAGUGGCACAGCUAGCACUGCGAUGCAGUGCCUUAGACCACUGCACCACUCGGGAGAUACUAGGAAUAUGAUAUCAUUCAUGUCAAAUGUUUUUUGUUUGUUAUUAUACACUGUAGCAUUUUUGUAUGGAGGUUAAUCACCCCUAUAUGAAUAUGGAUGUUUGUGGUUAUAGCUACAGUCAAUUAUAAUGAUCAUGCUUUUCAUAUAGCUCUUACAUUCUGUAUGGAGGUUACUCACCUCUUUUACCCUUUCACCACAAAUGUGUCGCACCCACCACAUCAGACAUGUCUGAUAUUGAAUGUAGCAUACAGGAUAAGACCACCCAUUUUCUCUUCCUUAAGAUCAAAGGGUAAUGUACUGUAGCAUGUCAGAAGCAUGCUGCUUAUCAUUGAUGAAUGGAAGCAUCUGAUAUGAAUAGACAAUCAGCAACACACAAAUUGGUGUCGACAGUGUCAGGCACCAUCCGUUGAGAAGUCGAGCAGAGAUGUGUAUUUUCAACAAUUCAUAUUCAUAUUUCCAUGCAACACCACAUGCAGUCUUGUCAUUUUUCCAACUGCUUGUGCAAUUUAUGCCACAAAUCAUUCAAACAUUUCCACUGGCUCUGUAUCCCCUGUAUCAUGGAUGCAGUCCUAUCUACGUAGCAAAUAGAAGAUGAAAAAACAGCCUUUUGUGGUUAUGCCAACCAUAGAAUCAAAUUAUAAUUCUAUGAUGCCCACAGCUUGGUUAGUUAAGGUGAUUAGUCUCAUUAAUCUAUUCUAUUGGUUUCACAAUCAAAGUCAUGUGGGAGUGGCAGCCCCUGGAAUAAUCAUAAUCACACAGAUAUAUAUUUUUCUGGUGCCAGUGACUGAGUGUGCUGGUCUCACGUGGCUUUAUGAUGAUCAUAUCUCUGGUUGUAUCCAAAAUGGCACCCUAUUACCUUUGUAGUGUACUACUAGGAAUAGGGUGCUAUUUGAAACACAGCCCAUAUCUCUCUGAUAAUAUUGAGGUCUUGCAUGUUAUCGUAACUGUGCAAUCCGUUUGCGGCUGAUGUAACCUUUAUCUAUAAGCACCAAUCCUUUAUGUUGUUAGUAGAUAUAACACAUGAUUGCACAGUGUGGAAGAAAACUGAUAAUAAAUAUGGGAAUAAAUAUGUUUACAUCUCUCUCCAUCUCUCUCUCUCUCUCUCUAUUUCUCUCUCUAUUUCUCUCUCUCCCUUUCUGUCUCUCUCUCUCUCACACUCUCUCUCCACAUUUAUGCUUAAUGCAUGACAAAAAAAUGGUGAUAUAGGAUAUUCCAUCUGUUUUUUUAUCACUCUCAAAAUCUUAUGCACAAGGCAAAUUACAUCCUCUGGGGUUAGACCCCUCAUAAAUAAGCAGGACUAAUUCAAAUGAAUGAUUUUCAAAAGUGUGCUUGUGUGUGUUUGUUUGUAUGUUUGGGGUGCUGCACUUAAUUAUUGCCCCAAGGGGUCCCCGAAAGGACCUCCCCAACAUAUAUAUCGUCCCUGUUCCUUGAUCCUACCUCCAUUCUGAACACAGCAGAACACAAACUGUGACUGAACAACAGAACGUCCGUAUAAGGGAUUAACUCUCUCUCUCCUCCCUCCAUCGCAGCAGCAGCAGUUGCGUGCCAACACGUCAGUGGCAGCAGCAGCAGGUGUGGGUGGGAAUGCAGUGGGGCCCCUACCGGCGGAGCUGCGGGAGCUGCUGAAGCACCGUUUGGGGGCCCUGGAGGGCCAGCUGCUGAGGAAGGUGGCCGAGCUGGAGGAAGAGAAGAGCCAGCUGUACAACGAGACGGCUGCCCACCGUCAGCGCACUGAGAGCACCCUCACCUCGCUGCUUGAGAGGAUCACUGAGCUGGAGAGAAGUAAGGGAUAUGUUCUCACUGACCCUCCCUUUCUAUUUCUAAUCCUCACUCUUUCUCAGUCUCCAUCCUUAUUUACCCAGGCCAGAGGAUCACAGAGCUGGAGAGAAGUAAAGGAUAUGUUCUCACUGACUCUCCCUCAGUCUCCAUCCUUAUUUACCCAGGCCAGAGGAUCACAGAGCUGGAGAGGAGUAAAGGAUAUGUUCUCACUGACUCUCCUUCGGUCUCCAUCCUUAUUUACCCAGGCCAGAGGAUCACAGAGCUGGAGACGAAGUAAAGGAUAUGUUCUCACUGACUCUCCCUCAAUCUCCGUCCUUAUUUACCCAGGCCAGAGGAUCACAGAGCUGGAGAGGAGUAAAGGGAGCUGUAUGCUCUCAUUCUCACCCUCUCUUUUUCCUCAUUCUCUCUUUCUCUUUUACACUUUCUCUUUCUCUCUCUCCAUCUUUAUUUACCCAGGCUAGAGGGGAUCGCAGAGCUGGAGAGUAGGGGGUUUAUUUUCUGUCACUCCCCUCGUUCCCACCCUCACUCCCUUUCUCCCUCUAUUUUUGCAGGUCCCCAAAAACUAACCUCCCCUUGCAUCCUCUCUCUGUGGCCUUCUCUUCCUGUUUCUCUUUCUUUGAUUCUCACACCCAUUCUCUGUCUCUCUCUCUCUCGCUCUCUCUCUCUGCCUCUCCUUGUUUAUUUUCUCUCUCUGUUGGAGAUCAGAAAAUAGCUGGAGAGAAAUUCAGGGACCUCAUCAUCCCUCUUGAACCACCUUUGACUACAGACCGAACCACUCACAUUCUGACUCUGACUCCCUUUUCCUCCUUAUUUUGGAUACUACAACACACAUUCAUUAUUCAGGAUCCCCAAUAGCUGUUACUAUAGCAGCAAGGACUUAUGCUGAGAUUUGGGUGGGGAGGCAGAGACCGUCUGACCAUCUGAUCUCUGUCAUUGAUCAGGCUCUCUCCAUGCUCCCGAGUCUUCUCAUUUUGAUUCUGUCCCUCUCUCCCUCUAAUUCAUUAUUUUAUUGCAUUCUUCUCUGUGUUUCUCUCUCUUUUGCUCUCACUCUCACCUCACUGCCUCCAGAAAGACAGACAGUCUCUGAUUCUCUCUCGCUCUCAUUGUAACAGAUGUGUAUACAACAUGCUGUCUUACUGACAUCUCAUCAAUGUUUCAAUUAAGACUGGAAGCCAUACAUGCUGUUAUUAUUCCACCAACCAGUGCCCAUCCACAUUUGCAUUAAUGUUCAAUCAUCAUCAUAACGUAUUCCAUUAAGCAGACGCUUUUAUCCAAAGCAACUUACAGUCAUGCGUGCAUGCAUUUUACGUAUGGGUGGUCCAGGGAAUCGAACCCACUAUCCUGGCGUUGCAAGCGCCAUGCUCUACCAACUGAGCUACAGAGGACCUCAUCAUCAUCGAGUGGAGGCUCAUCAGAGGAGGAAGGGGAGGACCAUCCUCCUCAGUGAAUUUAAUAAAAAUAAAAAUAGUGAAACAUUAAAAAAGUUUUCAUUUUUAGAUAAAACUAUACUAAAUAUAUUCAUAUGUCACCAAAUAAUUGAUUAAAACACACUGUUUUGCAAUGAAGGUCUACAGCAGAUCAACAGCACUCUGUAAGGUAGGGCCAUGGUGUAGCCGGAGGACAGUUAGCUUCCGUCCUCCUCUGGGUACAUUGACUUCAAUACAAAACCUAGGAGGCUCAUGGUUCUCAUCCCCUUCCAUAGACUUACACAGUAAUUAUGACAACUUCUGGAGGACAUCCCCCUACCUAUCAGAGCUCUUGCAGCAUGAACUGACAUGUUGUCCAUCCAAUCAAAGGAUCAGAGAAUUAAUCUAGUACUGAAAGCAUAAGCUACAGCUAGCUAGCACUGCAGUGCAUAAAAUGUGGUGAGUAGUUGACUCAAAGAGAAAGACAAUAGUUGAACAGUUUUCAACAAAUUCAUUUCUUCAAAAAUGAAGGAGGAGCAAGAGAGAGAGAGAGAGAGAGAGAGAGAAAGAGAUCUAUAUUUCGUCAAUUUUUUCCCUAUUUUGUUGCUGUCAUGCCCUGACUCAGAGGACGCUUAUAUGUUGAGUCAGGGUGUGUAUAUUCCUUGUUGUGAUUUUCUAUGUUGUAUUUUCUAUGUUUAGAUCUAGUAUGUCUAGAUCUAUGUUGGCCGGUGUGGUUCCCAAUCAGAGGCAGCUGUCGCUUGUUGUCUCUGAUUGGGGACAAUACUUAGGCAGCCUAUUGGCACUAGUGGGUUGUGGGAUCUUGUUCCGUGUGAGGUUUGUUGUGUGUACCUUAGGACGUCACGUAUCGUUGGUUUAUUGUUUUGUCGUUGUGUUUAUUCGUUAAAUAAACAUGUUUGCCUAUCACGCUGCGCCUUGGUCUGACCCGUCGAUGAACGAACGUGACAGUUGCAUUACAACCUGUAAUUUAAAUUGAUUUUUAUUUGGAUUUCAUGUAAUGGACAUACACAAAAUAGUCCAAAUUGGUGAAGUGAAAUGAAAAAAAUAAUGUGUUAAAAAUAAUUCUAAAAAAUAAUAACAGAAAAGUGGUGCGUGCAUAUGUAUUCACCCCCUUUGCUAUGAAGCCCCUAAAUAAGAUCUGGUGCAACCAAUUCCCUUCAGAAGUCACAUAAUUAGUUAAAUAAAGUCCACCUGUGUGCAAUCUAAGUGUCACAUUAUCUGUCACAUGAUCUCAGUAUAUAUACACCUGUUCUGAAAGGUCCCAGAGUCUGCAACACCACUAAGCAAGGGGCAUCACCAAGCAAACGGCACCAUGAAGACCAAGGAGCUCUCCAAACAGAUCAGGGACAAAGUUGUGGAGAAGUACAGAUCAGGGUUGGGUUAUAAAAAAAUAUCAGAAACUUUGAACAUCCCACGGAGCACCAUUAAAUCCAUUAUUAAAAAAUGGAAAGAAUAUGGCACCACAACAAACCUGCCAAGAGAGGGCCGCCCACCAAAACUCACGGACCAGGCAAGGAGGGCAUUAAUCAGAGGCAACAAAGAGUCCAAAGAUAACCCUGGAUGAGCUGCAAAGCUCCACAGCGGAGAUUGGAAUAUCUGUCCAUAGGACCACUUUAAGUCGUACACUCCACAGAGCUGGGCUUUACGGAAGAGUGGCCAGAAAAAAGCCAUUGCUUAAAGAAAAAAAUAAGCAAACACGUUUGGUGUUCGUCAAAAGGCAUGUGAGAGACUCCCCAAACAUAUGGAAGAAGGUACUCUGGUCAGAUGAGACUAAAAUUGAGCUUUUUGGCCAUCAAGGAAAACGCUAUGUCUGGCGCAAACCCAACACCUCUCAUCACCCCGAGAACACCAUCCCCACAGUGAAGCAUGGUGAUGGCAGCAUCAUGCUGUGGGGAUGUUUUUCAUUGGCAGGGACUGGGAAACUGGUCAGAAUUGAAGGAAUGAUGGAUGGCACUAAAUACUGGGAAAUCCUUGAGGGAAACCUGUUUCAGUCUUCCAGAUUUUGAGAGUGGGACGGAGGUUCACCUUCCAGCGGGACAAUGACCCUAAGCAUACUGCAAUAGCAACACUCGAGUGGUUUAAGCGGAAACAUUUAAAUGUCUUGGAAUGGCCUAGUCAAAGCCCAGACCUCUAUCCAAUUGAGAAUCUGUGGUAUGACUUAAAGAUUGCUGUACACCAGCGGAACCCAUCCAACUUGAAGGAGCUGGAGCUGUUUUGCCUUGAAGAAUGGGCAAAAAUCCCAGUGGCUAGAUGUGCCAAGCUUAUAGAGACAUACCCCAAGAGACUUGCAGCUGUAAUUGCUGCAAAAGGUGGCUCUACAAAGUAUUGACUUUGGGUGGGUGAAUAUUUAUGCACGCUCAAGUUUUCUUAUUUUUUGCCUUAUUUCUUGUUUGUUUCACAAGAAAAAUAUUUUGCAUCAAAUGAUACAACACCCAAAUGAUACAACCCCCAAAAAAAUCCAUUUUAAUUCCAGGUUGUAAGGCAACAAAAUAGGAAAAAUGCCAAGGGGGGUGAAUACUUUGAGGUGAGAGGAGGAGAGCGCGUAGAUGCGAGAAGGAAUACAACGAGCUGUUUGUAUGUGGCUAUGAAAGUAAACUUUUUGCGUGUGAUCAGGGAUGUAUUCAUUCUGCCGAAUGAAGCAAACAGAAGCAAAUGGAACAAAACGGGGAUAAACAUACCUGAAUUCGUCCAAUAGAAACUCUUGUUUGCAACUGUUGGACUAAUGAUUACACCCUAGAUCAGCUAGAUGCAGGCAAGAGUGUGUCACUGUCUGUCACCUCAAAUCUUUCUUUUGACCUGUGUGCACCUAUGUUGUAAACUUUCAUUCAUAGGCUAGGUUGUAGCAACCUCAUGAUGGUUAUAGGGAAAAUUUAAGUAUCAUGUAGUAGCCUAAACCUAACGAUGUUACAUUGAACUGGGUGAAUGGAAUAUGAAUGACAGUCAUCCAGUAUGCUGUAAUAGAAAUAAGGCCAUGCUCAUACAUUUUUUUAUCAUCCUCCCUCAUCUUAAACGGCACCGACAACCACUGUCAUCAUCAUCAUCACCAUCACUAUCACCAUCACCAUCACAGUCCCCUGUAGCUCAGUUGGUAAAGCAUGGCGCUUACAACGCCAGUGUUGUGGGUUCGUUUCCCACGGGGGUCCAGUAUGAAAAAUGUAUGCACUCACUAACUGUAAGUCGCUAAAUGACUAAAAUCUCAAAUGUAAAAAAAUGACCAUCACCAACAUCCAACCCUUACAGCCAAUUUACGACAGUCCAAUAUCGUCAAAGUCAACGGCCCACUACCCAUUCUUUCUCAUUGGCUAUAUAGUGGGCCAACAGUGGCAGUAGACACUACUAACAGUGGAAGGCUGUCUGUCUGCUUUGGACAGUGCACUUUUGGGCUACUACUAUCAUCUGAUAUCGACUUGCUUACAAUAGUGUGGUGGCCCACAGCCACCAAUGGUCCGAUAAGAGCCCCCUAUGUGGGCAGACACAGUGGUGUAUGUCAACAGUGCAGGUCAUGACCGAUGAUAAUCAUUAUCUAAUCAUUUCCACACCUCUGUUUGUCUUCAGGUAACAACGCAUUUAAGUCACCCGAGGAUUUCAAGGUGUCUCUCCCCCUGCGCACCAACUACCUGUACGGACGCAUCAAGAAGAGUCUCCCUGAGAUGUAUGCCUUCACAGUGUGUAUGUGGCUGAAGUCCAGCGCCAGUCCUGGUAUAGGAACCCCCUUCUCCUACGGGGUGCCAGGACAGGCCAAUGAGAUCGUGCUCAUUGAGUGGGGCAACAACCCCAUAGAGCUGUUGGUCAACGACAAAGUAAGUCCUAGUCUUUUAUUAAUUGUCCAUUCCAAAAACAACUCCUGGGCUACGGCGACAAAAUACUAAUUUACUCUAAAGAACUUGGUUACAGUUGAGCUUGUAUCAUUGUGCAUUUUCUAUUACAAAAACAAACUAUGACGAUUGAAUAGACACAGAACAAUAUAAAGCCAGCACAGAAAAGUAACUGAAAUGGUGUUGAUGUAGAGUCAUGUUGUAGUCCUUAAGCCAUACCUCUGCUGUAGUCUAUAUUGCAGCUGUUUUCAGGGAGUAGACCCAACAGGACCUUGAACCUGGGUCCAGCGACUAUCCACCCAACACCUUAGCCGUUACACCAAGAGGCCCACACCUCUUGUCGAGGGUGCUAGGUUGGCUUAAGGUUGCUUCAAUAUUUACAUUUAAUACUGAGAAUUAGACACUUUCCCCCCUUGUUAACCAAUGCUUUUUGAAGGAAGACAAUUUCCAAUAUGCUCAAAAAGAAGUUUUUUUUCUUCUGUGCGCUACUGCUGGAUAACUGAACCUAGGGGCUCAGAGGGAAUUGAGUUUGGCUGAAGUGAAGUAGGGUGGGUUUUCUUCGGUUAUGGGGUUGGAUUUGUAUUUGUGUUGGCCAUCUGGUUUAUUGGCAGAGGCAGUUUUCCCCACAGCUCUGGUUUCACCAUACAUUAUGCAUGUGUGUUUGUCAGAAAGAAAGAGAGAGAGAGAGAGAGAGAGAGAGAGAGAGAGAGAGAGAGAGAGAGAGAGAGAGAGAGAGAGAGAGAGAGAGAGAGAGAGAGAGAGAGAGAGAGAGAGAGAGAGAGAGAGAGAGAGAGAGAGAGAGAGAGAAGGAGAAGGAGAAGGAGAAGGAGAAGGAGAAGGAGAAGGAGAAGGAGACCGAGACCGAGACCGGACGAGGGAAGCAAUACAGCACCAGAGAAUAGAGGAACCAGUGAAAGUGAGAGUGAGAGAGGAGGAAAGAGAGGGUCAGAGAGUGUAUGUGUGAGAGAGGAUAAAAUCAUGAAUAUAACACACAUUUUCGUUGCAAAAUGUUUUAUAACCUAAUGAACACGACCUAGGCCUACCUGGGGAUUCCUGGUAAUAUAAUCAACAAUUUAAGGUUAGAAUGUUACACCAUGUUCUUUUGGCAAUGGUACACCAUUCAUCUGGUGCAAAUGCUCUAGUGCUCCAAAAUUAAGAUUUAUUAAAGAUAAAGAGAGAAAAUCUGCCCAUGAUCAAAUUCAUUCAACAUUCCUGUUGCAUCGCCUUAUUUUGGCUUCUGUAAGGAGUUAAAGUAUUCGUUCACUAUUAUAGAACCAUAUCUCUAUUUUGGAUGUAAAUGACAUGUUAUAGAAGGGUCCAGAUACUUCUUUAGCGAUUUCACUUGGUUUUGAGAAACAUACUUCUCUAUGUAGCACAGCUGGUAACGGAAACCGCUCGAGUCGCAUAAAAUGGAAUAUAAUGUUGCGGAUAAAGUUUGGAAAUGCAUAAUUUCAUUUGUGUACAACAUCUAAAGACCUGCAUCACUAUGCUGAGAGCUUUGUCGUUUCUAAAAUGACUUAUUUGGGUGGUUUGGAGCCUUUGUUUUUCUGGAGCCCCCAUACUGCAGAACGAGCAAUAAGGAAGUCUAUUGCGGAUGCGGUAAGAUGCCAUUUACAUCCAAAAUACAGAUUGGGUUAAAAAUUGUGAACCACUCCUUUAAAGCUUUCCUGAAGCCAAAAUAUAUCAACAGGGAACUUCUUUUAUCAAUACUUUUUCAGUAGUUGGCUGCCUAUUGGACAAGAGUGUAGUUAAAACAUUAUUUGAUGUAGCGGUUGGUUUGGUUUUAGUCAAUACCUGGAUGGGGUGUUGUUAUUGAAUUUCUUUCUGCACCUGUCGGAUCUAAAAAGUUAAAUGCCCUCACACCUUUAAGGAUUGCUUGCAAGUGCAUUCUAGGAAAUGUUGAAUAAUCGUUCAAAGAAAUUACCCCCCAUCACUUGUUGUUUAUUUUUUGCAAAUGUUUGGGCCUCACAGCCUUUAUCAGAGCUUUGAUUGGAGUCAACGCCACGGCCAAUAGUUUUUAUUGAAAUAUUUAUGUGGACUAAAAGACAUUCUGCAACUGUUCAAUCUGCCUUGCCCUAUGUAAACAACAGUUGAUGUGUUUGUUUCCAGCUCACACGGUCAGGGAGUAACUCCUGGCUCUGGGUAUGAUAUCAGACCCAACGUCCUCAGGUUGACUAAGGCUCAGGGAUAUUAUUAGAGGGCAGUAAUUAGGUCUUGGAUUUUCCACAGUAUCAAUGCUCUGGCUGAUUGGCUUUAGUGUAAAUGUGAUAUGCUGGAACACCUUUGAAGGUCAAGGGUCUAGUUUCUCAUUGAGGGAUUAAGAGCAGACAGGAAAUUGUUGGCAGUAGCCUUUGUGACAGAGUGUGUCAUGGUCUCUAUGGCUCCUAUAGAACCUCUAUAUAAAGCUAAUGACUUCCACUUCCAUUCUCCCCUAUGCUGAAUCCUCUGUGGGCCAUGAUGUCAUUGUAAAGUCUGGGUAAAGCGCUGAUGUUGUAAUCUUUCGUAACCUGUGCUAUUUCUUUCUGGUCUUGUUUUCGAAGUGCAAUCCCAUAUGACUGCAAUUUCUACAGUAUAUUGCCCCUAUGUCACUUUACUCUUUAUAAACUAUUUGUGAAGUGCUGGUGUUGUCUUGCUCUUUUUGGCCCUGUGUUGUGUGUCUUAGUCAAAGCUUCAUUGUGCCAUCUGCCCAGUGAUAUAUAGUCUCUUUGAGGUCAGAAAGUAAAGCACUUGUGCUCUCUUGCCUCUUAUGCCAGAUUGUACGUUUCAACUUGAGCUCUAUUGCCCUAUCUGCCCUGGGAUAUUCUACCUGAUAGUAAAGUCUAAAAUAAGCUCUUAAGGGGAAUCCUAUCCUUCACUUGAGUGAUGUUCUUCUAAGUCUCCCACAGACAUCCAUGCAUGACUAAGUGAAAUUUUGACUUAAGUGGAAGUUAAGAUUCACCACACAAAGACUAAAGGUUCAACAGAAUAAACACAGGUAUUCUCUUGCCCCUUUUGCCCCUGUUAGUAUAGCACCUUUAACAUGAAUUACCCUCCUUGCCCCUCUUACCCUCUUUGCCCCUUUUACAUUUACAUUUCUGUCAUUUAGCAGAUGCUCUUAUCCAGAGCGACUUACAGUUAGAAGUGUAUCCCAUCUAACGUUCUACUGCCCAUCUCGCCCCUCUUACCCAGGUGGCCCAGCUGCCCCUGUCGGUGAGUGACGGCCGCUGGCACCACAUCUGCAUCACCUGGACGACGCGGGAUGGCUUCUGGGAGGCAUACCAGGACGGGGAGAGGCUGGGCACUGGGGAGAACCUGGCCCCCUGGCACCCAAUUAAACCUGGAGGGGUGAUCAUCCUGGGACAGGAACAGGUGGGGCUCAGCCAGGCUCUGAUGUACUCCCACCGGAGAGAGAGAGGGGGAGGGUGUGUGUGUGUGUGUUCCCCCUGGGGAGGGAGAGAUGAACAGGGGAGAAGGGGGAAGCAAGGCUCUUGUCACGCUAUCAACACCCCUUUACCAUUACCUCACCUCUCUGCCUGCCUUAACCAGUAUCAGCACACACAACACAACAGCAUUCCCCAUGGGAGAUACAUUAUUAGUGUGACACUCCAACAGAUAUCUCUAUGAUAGCACUUUACUAUCUCUACGGUGAUGUACUACAGUACACUGACUGUAUAGAUAAUUCCCAUUGGGACCCAUUAAUGUAACACUACAUAGCUGUUGGGUCACAUUGGUGUGACUACUUUGUUUAGCACGUGUGGUACUAGUCUAUGUGGAAAGCUGUAGUGCAUGUAGUUUGUCUUUCAUGGGCAAAAUUGCAAUUGCAGAGUGAAAUUACAGACGCACAGAGAAAACCAAUAGCAGAGCAAUAGAUCUGUCACAUCUAUCAGGCAUUAUAUUCAAUUUAUUCGAUUGUCAUUCUGUUCCGGCUUUAGCCAAAUUGUUGAUGUCUUUGAAUUCUUGUUGAACGCAGAAACAAUUAAUCACCCAAGCUAUGACGUUUCUGCAUACUGAUGGAAUUUUAAACACAGUCCCUCUCCCUCUACAGGACAUCGUGGGGGGUCGUUUCGACGCCACCCAGGCCUUCGUUGGUGAGCUGAGCCAGUUCAACAUGUGGGACCGGGUCCUUCGGCCUGUGGACAUCAUGGGAAUGGCAAACUGCUCCUCCUACAUGCCCGGAAACGUUGUUCCCUGGAUCGACACCAAUGUAGAAGUCAUGGGAGGAGCAUCCAAGGCGGCGUUGGAGAUCUGUGAGGACCGUAUGUUCGAACCAUAAAGCAGUUGGAUGUGUAACAUUGUUAUGGCAUUGGGUUUCGAAGGUUCCGGAGGAUUGAGAGGUGGUUCUGGUUCCGCGCUCUCUGUGCUGCAUCAGAAACAACGCUCAAGGAGGAUAAAGGGCUCAACGGGUAUUGACUUUGUUUACAGACCUAUAUAUAGUAAAUGGGUCAACUUUGGUUUUCCCAAUGUUUUUUGGUGUGAUUUUCCAUGCUUAAGUACAUGGCUCACAAGUUCAUGCCCAUUCCAACGUGAUUCUAACUAUAGGAUUUUACAGAGAACCCACUUGAGACUGAGGACUCUAUACUCUGUAUUCUGUCUUUUUUUCCAUUUGACUUAGUCAUGUUAGAAAACAGCUCCUCUCUAAGGCAUUUCAAACACUGAUAAUCGAGCACUGUACUGUAUUCAGUGAAUGUGAGCUAAUAUAUAACCCAUGGAAGCCUUCAUUGUGUUGUGUGGACAGCCAUUUCUGAGUUGCAUGGCAAACUUCUACGGUACAUGAUUUGAGCUUGUGUUCCUUUGCAGUAGAAAGAAUCCCCAGGUUCCAGAGAGGGCUAUUGAUGAGUAUAGAAUAUUAAGGCAACAGGUGAAUAGACCAUUGACUUCUGAUUUGGAGUCAUUUUAAAUGUGUGCAUGUGUUUUGACCUGUGUACUGUACUGUAUGUGUGUAUGUGUGUGUAUAUGUACAUGCAUAGGUGUGUGUGUUUACUGUAAUGGCAGUGUGUGUGUG
Molecule: messenger RNA, 12808 nt
Organism: Coregonus sp. 'balchen'
Lineage: Eukaryota; Metazoa; Chordata; Actinopteri; Salmoniformes; Salmonidae
Source: the annotation of a GenBank genome assembly